Messenger RNA from Drosophila sechellia, 844 nucleotides. RefSeq lists its product as uncharacterized. Gene Ontology annotation, molecular function: FFAT motif binding. Gene Ontology annotation, cellular component: plasma membrane; endoplasmic reticulum membrane. NCBI's taxonomy places the organism in Eukaryota, Metazoa, Arthropoda, Insecta, Diptera, Drosophilidae. The record is from RefSeq and is a predicted model, not a curated record. Gene Ontology annotation, biological process: endoplasmic reticulum membrane organization.
GGGUGGCAUAUGCAAAUGCUGUCAAACACGGCAUAUUUCCGACACAUUUUGGUUGCCUUCGAAAUAGGAAGAAAUAGAAAAAGGGAACGAGGCACGAGUACAAAUCAAUUGGAGGCCAGAAUGGAGUUGCUUAGUGUGGGCCCUCAAGUACUGACUUUCUAUCCCCCCUAUGAUGACCGUCAAAGAAGGAUGGUGACUUUGCUGAAUCCCACCGAUAGGCGUGUUCUUUUCAAAGUCACAUCGAAUGCCUGGCUUAACUAUACAGUGAAUCCCAAUACCGGCAGGAUAGGACCUUAUUCCUCCAGCGAGAUCAUCAUAAGUCUGAAAAGCUUUGAUUUCAACACGGACGAGAGAUACAAUCAUCACUUCGUAAUUAAAUCCAUGUUCGAACCUCAAGAUCACAAAAAUGGUCAGACCAUUUUGGCGAUUUUUCGCGAUGUUUCCCGCAGAGACAUCUCCUCGAACAGUCUUCUGGUGCGACUGGAGGCCCAGCCCUUUCCGUUGGACUGUCAUGGCCUGGAUUCACUCUGUGAUUUUAGCAAAACUUCUGUGAACACCGAGCUGCAGCUGAGACAGCUAUAUGAAAACUGUGCAAAUAGGCUGGAGGAAGCUCCUGCGAAACAGAAAACACCAAGUGGAAGCCGUCAUCUAUCCAAGAUUGUGAUCAUUGGCUCCUUGACUUUAGUAGUACUGACAGCAUUUGUGCAGCGCAAGCUUAUGUUUGAAACGUUGAUGGACACCCAAUACGCGGAUAUUCAUUUUCAAUAGAUUCAAAAAUAUAUUAUAGAUAACCGAAACGUAGGUGCAUGGUAUUCGCGUUAUAACCACACUUGCCAAUAACUUU